AUGGAGGGGAAGGAGGGGGCAAAGACACCAGCGCAGGCGCCAAGCCUGGUCAAUCAGACGCUGGGGGAUGGGAGGCUGAACGUGGGGACGCACAUGCCGCUGCUGGCUAAGCGAUACAGCUACCUCAGCGUCAUUGGGGAGGGAGUGUCUGCUCAGGCGCGAUCAGCACUCCAAGCUCAAGUGAUACUGGCAGAGGAUACACUGCGCCAGGGUGGACACCUGGUGGCUAUCAAGAUCAUGAAGCGGCAGUAUGCGUAUGCCGGACAGAAGGAGGUGCGGGCGCUGCGCUACAUUCAGGCAAGGGCUCCGGAUUGCGCGCGGGUGGUACGGCUGCUGGGGACGUUCAUGCAUGCCGGCCACAUGUGCCUGGUGCUUGAGCGGCUGCACCCCUCGCUGCUGGACUACCUGUCCGGCUCCGCCACGCUCGCCCCCUGCACCCGCAUCGCCAACCUGCGCAGCAUCGCCUACCAGCUCCUGGGUACAGUGGCGGUGUUGCAUGCAAGCGGGGUGGUGAACGCGGAUCUGAAACCAGACAACGUCCUGCUCAGGCAACCCCAUGGCGUCAAUCCGGGGGCGUGCCCGGAGGUAGUCAUCAGUGAUUUUGGCAGCGCCUUCAGUGAGACUGAGACAGACACCAUGCGCCUGGUCUACGAGAUGCAGACUCUGCCCUACAGAGCGCCUGAGGUGGCGCUUGCGCUGGGCUCUCCAGUGGGGACUGCAAUUGACGUCUGGUCUCUGGGCUGCAUGCUGGCUGAGCUGGCCCUGCAGCAGCCCCUCUUCCCAUGCCACUCCCCUGCACAACUGCUAAAACAGAUAGAGCAGCUUCUGGGGCCGCUACCGCCGCAGCUUCAGCGCAGCAUGUGCCGGCCCGGCAGCUGCGCGCCGGCCGGCUCCUCCGCUCCGGCAAAGCCGGCCGCGGCCGAGGCGAGCCCGGCCGGGCAGCCCGAGCUGCCCUGGCUGGGCUCGACCGGGGAGAGCGCCAAAUCUGGCGCUGCAGUGGUUGUCACAGGCAAUGGCCGCUCCUUCAGACCGGCAGAGAUGCCUAAGCAGAUCUGGCAUGAGAGUCUGAGUCCCCUCGGACAGGAGCUGGCAAAGGUGGAUCGAGGACUGGCGGAUCUGGUGUUGGGCAUGCUGCAACUGGACCCCACACAGCGGCUGACAGCCGCUGCUGCGCUGCUGCACCCCUUCUUCGAUGCAGUCUCGCCCAUGCGCGCUCUCAUGCAGGCCACUCUGCAGCCGGCGUUGGCCUGGGACGUCAAUGCAAACAGCGCGCAGCCGCAGCCGCAGUCCGCCUCGGCCCUCACUCACGCGCUGCGGCAGGUGUGUGAGGGCCGGCCAGCGCGCCAUGCAGCCACUGGGAAUGGGGCAGUGACAGCUCAAACAGGAGCCAGCGAAGAGGCGGAACCUUUAAGGAAAACGCAGCUGGAAGCCGGAUCAGUCAGCGCAGGGCGGCAGGACGGCGCAGCGCCGAAGAGUGAUGCCAAGGGAAUGCAGUUGGGCACCGACAGGGCGCCUGUUCAGGCCGCUGGAUUAGUCAGCACACGACUGGGCUCUCCGGGCGCGUCUGGGCAGCCCAAUGGGCCAUCCUCGUCGGCUGCGGCGGCGGAAAAGGCUGCAGCAGAUACGGUGCAGGAGGCUCUGGCACUUGGGAAUGUCGAGCAGAAGGAUGCAGCAGACUCAAGAAAAGCAGAGGGGCAGUGCUCGUCCUGGAGCCACAGAGGCGCUCCGUCAGCCAAGAGGGGCGCACAGAAAAGGGUGUUUGCCACGCUGGAGCCGGAGCUGCCACGCUCGCUGUCCAAGUCUGCCGGCUACACAGACAAAUUUGCUUUUCCAGAGGCUGACGGCGACACUAUGGCUGCGGCAAGCAGCGCAGCAAACGAAGCAGCUCCAGAGCAGCCCUGUGUCAGGGGCGGAGCUGACGCCGUUGUGCCUGGUGCGGCUGGCAAGGCUAACGGUCUUGCAGAGAAAAGGGGAGCUGGAGGGUUGCAGGGGAGGAAACCAGGAUAUGGGGUGCCGGAGACGGAGGCGGAGGGAGGGAACGCGUCGCAAAUCUCGCCGGCCUCGCCGGGCACGCCGGGCAGCCCGGCCGGGGCCACCCGGGCAGCCGGGCAGCCGCCGGCUGCCGUGGCCGACGGCGCCGGGUCGGCCUCCGAGGACUCCGGCACCGCCGACCGCCCGGCCGCGCCGUCUUGCACCAGCGGAGUUGCGCCGCCCAAUGAAACCGCUAGUGCAGCUGCCUCUAGCCCGCGUAAGGCAGACCGCGCGGCUGCUGCCGCCCUAGAGCGCGACCCGAGUGCUGGUGAAACUGUCGCCAGGCCUUCAGCAACGGCUAAGGCGCUUGUCGGCCAGAGCGCUGCCACAGAAUCUGGGGAUGCCAGAGUGUUGCAAAGGGAAUCCUCACGUCAGGAGCAGAGGCCAACCCCGGGUGCCCCCCAGCAGUCCGGCCUGGUCAAACAGCAGGGGAGCAUGCGCAGCGAAGCGCGUCCGCUCGUGAAUCCGGCCAUGGAGCGCGCUCGGGCGGCCAGUGGGAGCGCAGGCUCCCUCCCAAAGCCGGCAAGAAAAGAUGCGGCACAGUCUGGUGUAUCUCCUGCGGCGGAGGCAACGCCACGGCAGACCAGCACUGCAGCAGAUGCGGCAGAGCAGCCCGCAGCCGUGGAUCAAGCCAAGUCAGGCGCCACCGGCACGACACUCACGGCCAAGGAGGCAGGCGAGGCGGGCGGCACAGGCGCCAAACGGCGACGGAAGCUCGAGGGCGACUCCGGCGAGAGCAGGGCAAAGCGAGGCCGGCUGGCCGACGCCGAUGCGGUGCAGCCAAAAUCCGAGCAACCCAGCCAAGGCGGCGUGCACGGCGCUCCCCAGGAGGCUCUCCCCACGCAGGAGCCGGCGGCGGCUGAGAGCGCUGGCGAUCUGAGCCUGGACGUGCUGGCAGCGGCUGCCUCGAGCGUUGCAGCCGCCCCGUUGCACUGCUGGCCGCGCCGCAGGACCUCCAUCGGAGAAUUGCCCCCUUCAAAGGGCGGCGGCGGCCAGAGGAGGGCAGGGGAAAAAUCUCCCGGCAAGGCGAAGCGGCCGUCACCGCUAUUUACGUGGCCGGCCGCCGCAGAGGCGGUGCGAGACAAGAGCGCCCCGACGUCCCCGGUCCGCGCCAAUACUGCGGCCGGCCAGCUGUUGCCGCAGGCCGGGCGGUCUUCGGCGCACGCACGGAAGAAGCAGCCGGGCGAAGCGGCGCAGGCUAGGGCGAAGGAGAGCAGGGUUGAAAAGACUCCAAAACCGGGAACGCCAUCUUCCGGACACGCCCUGCGCGACCGAUCUGCCAGCGCUAGGAAAUCCAGCAAGCCCUGGUGGGUUGUGUGAGUUGUCUAAUUGCCGCUUCGACAAGUUGGAGGAUUUACAGAUGAAUGCGAGCUUGUUUGAGAGCAGACAGCACAGCAGGAAAGUUCCUGGUGGUGCUGGGAUUCUGGAACUGAUCUGCAAAUGUCAUGUACUUGUGUUGCGAAUCUGGGACACAUUUGAGUCUAUCUUAGAGUGUCUUCACUUUUUACGUGUAUCAGUGUUUGUCAAUAUCUUGCAGAUGAAUGGCAGUUGAGUAUCUUUGUCACGUUGGCAUGUGAUUGAAUUUAUGAUCUGCUGCUGGCUGCGUCGCUGCAGCGUGUCAUGAAUGGACUAAUUGCUACCCAUGGUCAGUCUGUGUUCCUCAGCAGCAAGGCAAUGAAAGGUGUGUGCCGCCAGAGCCUCUUUGUCGUUGCAUUGCAAUUUUAUUUUCCGCGAAUGCUUCCAAUUCUCCAUGAUGGGCUGAUCAGAUGUAAUUGUACAUGUACGACU
Molecule: messenger RNA, 3819 nt
Organism: Coccomyxa subellipsoidea C-169
Lineage: Eukaryota; Viridiplantae; Chlorophyta; Trebouxiophyceae; Coccomyxaceae
Product: kinase-like protein
Exons: 9
Coding region: 1-3351 (1116 amino acids)
Biological process (GO): peptidyl-threonine phosphorylation; peptidyl-serine phosphorylation
Molecular function (GO): protein serine/threonine kinase activity; ATP binding
Source: RefSeq, a predicted model, not a curated record